AGGAAUAGAAGAGAAUCAACCAAAACUUAUCUACUUGUUAUCUGUGGGUAAGAGUCCUGUAUAUAAGACACGUUACCUUCCUUGAAAUUCUUUGUCUCUGGCAAAAUAAUUUGAAGAUUUUUUCUCAGUGUUUUAGAAGACUACAGUUAUAGAGCCAAGAUGAGAGUCUGUAUUCUAUUGUUGUUUAGUAUUCUAGUAAUAAUAUUAGCAAUUUCAUCGGCUGAUGAGAGUACUAGCUUUGAUUUAAUGGAAGCUGAGUCAGAAUCGAAUCGACCCCUCAACAGACACCGCCGAUUCUUCCAACGAAUCAAAAACUUCAGACAGUGUUGGAGACUCAGCAAGGAUCCGACUUUUGUCGAGAACAACAAGAACCGUUCCCAGUACAAGCACUACAAGAACCGUUACUUGCUCAAAGAUAACAAUUACAUCAAGUAUGAGAGCUGUUACUGCAAGGAAAAGUGAUCACAUCAUAAUCAAUCAUAUCAAUGACAGUUGAAAUGACGAGACAUAAUCAGUCACUCAUUCAUAAAAUAGUGAACUUUUCAGGAGGGCUACGCUGGGGGUGGGAAGAAAAAGAAAAUCUCAGUACCCUUAUUGAAUUAUUUAAUCACAUAUUAAAUAAAAAUUAAAAAAAACAUAAAAAUCUCAGUACCCUUUUUGAAUUAUUUAAUAUGUGAUUAAAUAAUUCAAAAAGGGUACUGAGAUUUUUCU
Molecule: messenger RNA, 711 nt
Organism: Nilaparvata lugens (brown planthopper)
Lineage: Eukaryota; Metazoa; Arthropoda; Insecta; Hemiptera; Delphacidae
Exons: 2
Coding region: 160-462 (100 amino acids)
Source: RefSeq, a predicted model, not a curated record